Messenger RNA from Dioscorea cayenensis subsp. rotundata (Guinea yam), 1852 nucleotides. RefSeq names its product transcription termination factor MTERF8, chloroplastic-like. The coding region runs from base 143 to 1258 and encodes 371 amino acids. Gene Ontology annotation, molecular function: double-stranded DNA binding. The record is from RefSeq and is a predicted model, not a curated record. Gene Ontology annotation, cellular component: chloroplast. The transcript has a single exon. NCBI's taxonomy places the organism in Eukaryota, Viridiplantae, Streptophyta, Magnoliopsida, Dioscoreales, Dioscoreaceae. Gene Ontology annotation, biological process: chloroplast organization; regulation of DNA-templated transcription.
UUGUAUGAUAUAAGAUUUCCAAUGCCAUUAGUAUAGAAUGAACUAUCCCUCCUCCUCCAUCUUCAUUUAAAAAAUUUAAGAGAGAAAGAGUAGCAGCUUAUGCUUGUGAGUUGUGAGUUGUGAGUCUCCAUCCACAUCCAGAAUGCAAACACUUAUUGUGCAAACCCUAAAACGAAAAGCCACGACCAUCAUCAAAACCUCGAGCGUGAGCACCAGUAUCGACCCAUCCUUCACCAUCUACUUCCUCAUCAACUCCUGCGGUCUCUCCCGCUCGGCCGCCAUCGCCGCCUCCUCCAAACUCCACCUGAAAACCACCAAAACCCCUCACUCCGUCCUCUCCCUUCUCCGCUCCUACAACUUCUCCAAAUCCCACGUCUCCUCCCUCGUCUCUCGCCGCCCCAAGCUCCUCCUCUCCUCACCUUCUUCCACUCUCAAACCCAAGCUCGACUUCUUCCUCUCUCUCGGCAUCUCCGACAUCCCUUCUCUCAUCUCCUCCUCCCCUUCUCUUCUCCUCUGGAGCCUCCCCAACCGCAUGCUCCCCAACCUUAACCUUCUUCAAUCCCUCCUCGGCUCCCGCUCCGCCGCCGCCGCCGCCAUCAACAAGUCCCACUCCCUCCUCACCGCUGACCUCCGCAAGCUCCUCCUCCCCAAAGUCGACACCUUGCAGCAAAACAAUGUCCCCAUGCCCGUCAUCCUCAAGCUCAUCUCAAUGGACCCAAGGUGUUUGUUAGAAUCCUCCACUUUGUUCUCCGACUCCAUCACCACCCUCAAAUCCUUUGGCAUCAACCCUCAAUCCCCCAUCUUCGCUCAUGCACUUGGGGUGUUCGACAAAUUGUCUGAGAGAGUUUGGCAGCGGAAAUUGGAGACUUACCGGUCACUGGGCUGGUCGAAAGAGGACGUCUUUGCUGCCUUUGCAAAGCAUCCUUACUGCAUGUCAGUGUCAGAUGAGAAGAUCACAUCGCAUGUGGAGUUCUUGGAAGGGAAGCUUGGAUGGGAGAGGUCAUACUUGAUGGCGAAUCCGGUGGUGAUUUCAUUGAGCUUGGAGAAGAGGAUCGUUCCGCGGUGCGCUGUGCUGGCAUUGCUGGUGUCGAAUAAGGUUUUCAAGCUCAAGAAUGGAGUGCGCGCGAGGCAUUUGAUGAUGGGCCAGCAGCGGUUCUUGGACAAAUUUGUGAGUAGGUUUCAGAGUGAUGUGCCGGAGGUUGUGGAUGCUAUUCAAGGAAAGGUUGAGUUCACUGGUUUCAGGGAAAUUCAAAACUAGGAUUUUGGUUCUGAUGGACAGAUGUUUUAGAGGAUUUUUCGGUUGUCUUUGCUGGUCUUGUUCUACUCAAAGUACAAUGAACGAGCGAGAGGUAAAGUAGAUGACGACGAUGAUGAUUUAUGUGUUGUGCUUUGCAGAAUUGAGAUCUAUGCAUAAUUGCGCAGGAAAAACAAUAGGUGAAACUUGAUCUAUGUUAAUGCAGUAAUAUGCAGUAUGUGAAGAGGAUGAUGAUUUUUCUGAUCUUGAAGUGCAUAUAUAUGUGAUGUCUAACUCUAUCAUUUGUGUGUUGUGCUUUGUGGAACUGCUGAGAUUUUUACCUGGUUUUGUGGGAACAAACGAUGUAAGACACAAGUUUCGGACACUAGAUGAAACUCACCAUUUUGACAAAGAUGAUUUAGUAGCAACAAGUUGAUUUAUAAUAGUAUCAUUCAAGAAGGCAUGGUAUUUGUAAUGUCAUAUGGUGUUUGUAUAUUACAUGCCAACGAUUUAGUUAUUGAGAAUUUUACCUGCUUUUAUCAAAGCAAAAGAUGAUUAUAGAGUGCAAGUUUCAGAGAAGGCAUUUUGAAUUUGAGUUAGGAUGAUUUAUUUCCCCAU